GACGAGUUGCCACUUAAGAAAAUGAACAGAUCUCAGGAAGCUUCAGCUUCUGUUUACACUGUUCUAAAUUUAGAAACGAUAUCUGUAAUAUCCUUUGGAGAUAUCAGAUGCUGAAGAUUAUGAGAAUUUUAGAACCAACGGAUAAUAACAUCGUUUCGACUAUCGGAUCAUGGCACAGCUCUUUACCAUUGUUAGCGGUCGGUUCCUUCAAUCAAGAAAAAGGAGGCUUUGUCACAAUCUUCCAAGAAAAUGGUCAGAUGCUCGAAGGAUGUGAUUGGCCAGUCCUUGCAGCUAACCAAGUGACUGCUUUAGCAUGGCAUCCAUCCAGACGCCUUCUUGUAGUGGGCUGGGAUGGUGGAGAACUUUACAUCUGGCUGGAAUAUUCUUGGGCACGUUUAGAAGCACCCCACAAUGCUGCUUUAACUACAGUUACAUUCAGUUCUGGUGGAGGUCGACUGUUAGCGUCAGACGCGACUGGCUCAUUAUCUGGUUGGCAGUCAAGUUCAGGCGCCCCUUUGACUGCUUUCCACCAUCAGUUAGGAGAUGUCAUUACGCAUGUAAAGUUUUGUGCACCGCUUCAAACGUCUGAAACUUCUAUAAGAGGUCUAGCACGAGCAGCAGUAGCUGGCGAUGAAAACGCAUUGGAUGUUUUGGCUGCGUGGAGACCUCGUACAACUGCCAGAAUGAGAGAAGGAUACCAGCCUGAUAAUCAUGCUUGUUUUGCUGCUCAAGAUAAUGGUGUAAUUUUGUAUAUUGACCAUGCGGGAUCUUGUUCAGAAGUUCUGAAUGCACCAGGAGUAAUUGUAUUUUUGGAUAUAAUUAGUCACAUUUAUCUUCUUGUAGCAUGGGAAUCCGCUGGAGCACUCAGUUUAUCCAGAUUCCUUAUAUCGGAUGAUGGAUCACUUACAACAGAUACUCAUGUAAGAAUGUCUUCAAAGAAUGGACAAAGUAUAGUUUUAGCUGGAAAUUUUUCAGUUGCAGUUAUAACUGGUGAUAAAGUUAUAAGAGUAUGGGACAGUGAAAAUGGCGAAAAUGAUGUUUUACCUAAUGAGGCUGAAGAAAUUGCCUCUGGAGAAACAUUUACAAGUAUAAGUUAUUGUAAUUUAAGCGAUACACUAUGUUGCGGAACUUCGUUAGGCAAUCUAUACCUUUGGAGACGUGAUCAUAAGAAUAAUUGGAAAUUAUUAAGCAGAACUACAGUUAAAGGAACAGUAAAACAAGUUUGUUGGGGAUCUGAGGGUUUAAUGAACCCACUUCUACAUGUAAACUGUAUUACAAAUGCAUAUAUUUUGUCUGAGCAACAUGUUUGUUGGGGAUAUUCUCCAAAAUUAUUUAUGGUUCAAAAAGCAGCUAAUGAGAUUAAUAUUAUGGGCAAGGAUAACGCAACUUCUACUAUAAGUUCUACUCUUACUAUUAAAACCUUUGUAUAUAAAGACAUCUAUGUAGCUUUGAGUGAUGGGAAUGAAGUUCAAAUAUGGAUGUGCCACAAAGAGGAUGUUAUACAAUUUUCACAUAUCCGAACUUUUGCGUGGAAGACUAGUGCCCUUUUUAUGUACAAUGAAAUGUUGGUUGGAAUAGCAAAUCCUCAUAUAGAAUGUUAUUCAAUAUUAGGAACUAAAUUAGGCAUUCUGCCAUGUUCUGAAGGAGAGGGAGAACCCAUUGCUGUUACAAAUACAAAUAGAUUUAUUGUAGUUGCAACCAUUGAUGGUGUUCUAAAGCUAGCUGAAAUAACAAAGAAAGGCUUGAGAAUGCCCUAUCCACCUAAAAAUUGUUAUCAAAUAUUUGAAGACUUCGGAGAAAUCAUGAGAGCAUCUGUAAAUUCAAAUGGAAAUUACAUUUGUUUGAGUAUAGCUAAUGCAGGUUUAGCGCCAGAUCCUAAAAUAUAUCUAUGGGAUGUUGCUAACGAUAAAAUAAGUAAUACUUUGCUCUCUGAUUCCAGAACAACUCCAUAUCAAAGUGUACCUAUUACAAUUCUGUGGGACAAUUUCGAUUCUCGUUUAGUUGCAGUUCAUAUGCGCUCUGUUGACUUUGAUCGAAUUCAUUUAUUUUUCUGUCAUGAAGGCGUGCUUCAUGAAUACAAGAAUUGGUGUCCAGCUUCAGAAAAUUAUCUAUCUGAUUUUAUCAUGUGCUCGAUACAUUCACCAUAUGUUGUAAUUUUAUCUCAUCAAAAUAUGCAUAAGAUUCUAUUAAAGGAAUUCGAAGAACCUUCAGAUCAUGAUAGCAACAAAAUAAAGGAGGUUUUAAAUUUUCUGUUUUAUAUGUGUACAGGUUUCUUAGAAAAAGCUGUUAUAAUAGGGACUAAUAUAAAUGGACCUAAAAGUUCAGUUAUAUGGGAUAGUUUAGCUAAAGAAUGCGUACUUCGCAAAAGAGCCGAUGUCGGUGCAGUUUGUCUAAGUAAAAUGGGGAAUAUAAAAGGAGCAAUGAUGAUGCGUAAAGUUAUGCAGGAUGAUAAUAUGGAUGAAACAUCCAAAGUUGGAGUACUUGCUGUUAAUUUAGGCAUGAUCGAUGAAGCUCAUAAAUUAUUCCGAGAGAGUCAAAGACUUGACCUUGUUACACGGCUUAUAUCUGCUCGGGAAGGUGGAUUGAAUGAAAUAAUCAAUGAGGAGACCUUAGGUGAAAAUAUACUUUUGGUAAAAAGUGCUCAGCAUAGAUUAGCAAAGAUUAUGUGGAUGAAUGGAGAUACAAGUGAGUCUCUUAAAUUAUUCGAAAAAGCAGGUACUCUUGUCCCCCAUGUUCCUAGAAUGCUUAUAGCGCAGGGCCAGGCGCCAAUGCUGGCCCAGUAUGUUUCAACAUCCAAAGAUGCUGGUUUGAUAACGUGGUGGGGUCACUAUCUUGAAAGUAUAGGUGAUCUGGAUGGGGCGUUGGAAGCAUACGCUCGGGCAAAUGAUUAUGGUGAACAAACAAGAUUGUUAUGUCAUAUGAAUAGACUUGAAGAAGCUGAAAAGCUUUCUCAGAAAAAUUCUUCAUCACUGUAUCAAAUGGCUCGCUACCUGGAAGCAAAUACGAAUGAAACUGAAAAAGUCGUAAAGAUGUAUAUAAAAUGUGGUGCUAUCGCAUCAGCUAUUAGAAUUGCCGCCGAAACAAGUUCAUGGAAUUUGGUUUGGAGAGCUGGAUCAUCAUCAACGAAACAUGCACUUUACGCAGCGUCCAUUUUAGAAAAUGCAGGCCAGACAGAGCAAGCCAUAGCUUUAUAUCAAAAGUCGGGAAAACCCCAUAUGGCAUUAAAACUAGCAAUGAGUUCCGGAGACACGAAUGCGAUUGUUGCCGCUGUAGAAUCAUUGGGAGAUCGAGUUGACCCAGAAUUAGCGUGCACACUCGCUACGCAUCUUAAGAAAAGUGAUCACCACCCACAAGCAGCGGCUUUGCUAGCUACUGCUGGAAAAUAUGAGGAGGCGUUAGAAAUAGUAGAAGAAUCAUCCGCACCGCUAUCUGAAGAGCUGAGUGAGCGUCUCGCAGCUCCAGCGGGUACCACUGGUCGUGAUGUGUUGUUGCGUCGUUUAGCUGACGUUCUUGGCGCAAGGGGGCUGUACCAUCAAGCUGCUAAACGACUGGCUAAUAUAGGAGACAAGGCGGGUGCGAUGCGUUGGUUGAUUCGAUCAGGGGACGCGGAACGUAUCGCGACAUUUGCAGCCGCCAGCCGCGAUAGAACUGCGCAGUUGAUGGCGGCUGACUACUUGCGGCGGAGGGCUCCGUGGCGGACACGACCAGAUCUCACUAGACACAUCCUGCACUUCUAUACCAGAGCAAAAGCGUAUGGGAAACUCGCUUCGUUUUACGCGGAAUGCGCUAAGAUGGAAAUUGACGAGUAUGAGAAUUAUGAAAAAGGAUUGGAUGCGCUUAAAGAAGCAACGCGAUGUAUAGCAAAGUCCACGGAUCCUGAAAUGAAUGCUCAAUUAAUAGCUUUACAAGAACAGAGUGCUCUAGUAAAGCGGUUCAUUGAUGUGAAAAAAUCCUUGCAAGGUAGCGACGUUAAUGAAGGUGUAACAAGUGGACAACAAUUAAUACGAGCUGUUAGUGGAAGACCUGGACUGAUAAAUCAAGAGAAAAUAUUGAAAAUGCUACUUUUGCAUGCACCUUCUCACCCAGAAGUUGAAAGACUGGAACAGCAACUAAAAACGUUACAAAUACAGCCACAAGACGAGAACUCGAGAUCAGAGUCUCCUGAUCAAAGUGUCGAAGAAGUUAUUUAAAAAUAAAUGUUAUUAGAAAUACAAUGAGUUAAGUUAUA
Molecule: messenger RNA, 4228 nt
Organism: Colias croceus (clouded yellow)
Lineage: Eukaryota; Metazoa; Arthropoda; Insecta; Lepidoptera; Pieridae
Gene: rempA
Product: intraflagellar transport protein 140 homolog
Exons: 12
Coding region: 108-4190 (1360 amino acids)
Biological process (GO): intraciliary retrograde transport
Cellular component (GO): ciliary basal body; axoneme; intraciliary transport particle A
Molecular function (GO): protein binding
Source: RefSeq, a predicted model, not a curated record